UCGACGAGCUGUCAUUUGACACAUUGAGGUUAUGUCAAUGUAAAGUUGUUUUUGUAGUUGAAACCAAAAUAAACGGAUGCACCGAAACGAAUGCAAGGCGUUCGAAAAUUUUGACACAGUCUUUUGUUUGAUUAAUUCGAAAUAAAUAACUGUAAAUAAGAUGAUUCUACGGAGAAGUGCUUUAUCAUGUGUACGCACAAAUUAUUGCCGGUGUCGUUGGAUUUCGAUGAGUUUGCCGACAGCGAAUGAAGAGCGAAAGAAUUUACCAUCACGCAGACUAUUCGACGAUCUCACCGAACGUCGUUUCAUUGAUGAACAAUUGUCGCGCAGUGGCCGAAAACCAUUCGAAGUGAUGCUGGAAAAACCGAUUGUUGUUAAGAAUUUUUUCAUAUCGGAACUUGAGAGUGAAGAGAUUAAAUACCCGGAAGUGUUGUCAAAGCAACAGCUGGAAAAAUGGAAAGCAACGAAUGGAAAUAUUGCCGAACAGCUGACGAAAAACGUUAAGUUAAGUCAACAAAUUGAGAGUCUGAAAAAAAUGAAUUUGUUCGGUUAUAAUAUUCCAAAAGAAUUCGGUGGUCAAGAGUAUUCGUACACGGAACGUGCACUGGCCAGCGAAGUUGAAGCACAGAAUCUUGCAGUUGGAUUAUUGUUGAAUGCUCAUCGUUUGGUCUGUACGGCCAUUUGUGAAAAUGGUACCAACGAUCAAUGUGCCAAAUAUCUGCCGAAAAUGGCCACGGGCGAAAUGAUUGGCACCGUAGCAUUUCAAGAAUGGAACAACAUGGAGAGACAGGGACUCAAUACUAAAGCUGAGUACGAUGAUGACGAUGAACAAUGGUGUUUGAACGGAACCAAAUCCUUUGUAAUAAACGGUGACGGUGCGAAUUUGUUUAUGGUAUUGGCACAGACACAGAUCAGCGAUCGACUGGGAGAUAAGAAAAAUGCUCUAAGCAUUUUUCUAGUAGACAGCUCUUUACCCGGCGUCAAAAUUCACAAACAAGACAAGAAAAUUGGACUUACCGACACAAACCAAAAUAAAGUCACAUUCAAAGAUGUGAUAGUAUCAAAAGAUGCGAUACUGUCGAUAGCAGGCUCUGGGCAUCAUAUUGAACAAAGACUCACCAUGUACUCACGAUUGAACCAAGGACUCAUCAAUUUGAUGCAAAUGAAGUCUAUUUUACAAUAUAUGAUGGACAUGGCCGAAUCAAUCGAACGAGAAUUAUUAAACAUAGUAGGUGCCAAUGAAGCGGUGACGCUCCGUUCAGUUAUAGGCAAAUAUACCUGUUCCAUUUAUGCCUUAGAGAGUAUGUUAUAUUUAACCACGGGGAUAAUGGACAAAUAUGAUAAUACAAAUAUUGACCUUGAAACAGCUAUUUUAAAGACGUAUUCCCAAGACCAAUUGCUGGAUAUGUCAAUAGAUCUAUUAAAUUUUGUUGAUUCUCGAGUGACUUUAUCUGAGCAUCCGGUGAAUGAAUUGAUUCGGAAUGCGAUUCAGUUGAAAUUUAGCGAGUCAGAAAAUAGGUUGAAGAUACAUAUCGGCCGAGAGGGUAUCCAUUAUCGUUUGGCUCGUCUAAUCGAAGAGGUGCAAAUAAAAAAGAAUAAGGAAUUUGUAGUGAAAAAUUUCCUGUCCGAACAGCAGUUGGAUAUGUACGCGGUGGAAAUGCGACGGGCUGCCAAAGGUGUAUUUGAUUCAAUCGAUUUACUUCGUCUAGGAGUGUCCGCACUCAUUUAUUCAGAGGCACGUCAUGAGAAAAAGAUGCGUGAUAGUGAAAUCAAGAAGAUUGCUGAUGCAGCCGCAUGCAUUUAUGCAUCAUAUGCAUGUCUAUUACGUGGAGAUCGUUCGUUGAAAUUGCAAUUGCCAAAUGCACAGCCAGAAAGUACUAUCGCUCAAAUAGUCUGUGAUCGAAAUUCGGCCGAAGUAAAACGAUUAACGAAAUACAUUGAAGAUGGUCCAAUCAAAACAUUCGAAAGUUAUCACGAGUAUGUUGUACAUUUAAUGCUUCAGCCCAAUAAUAAAUUUCCAGCCCAUCCGUUGACACGGUUCUUUUAAAUUUCAUAAAAUUUGUAGUGACAUAUUGUUGAAUAAAUAUUUAAGGAAAUGUAAACUGUUUUAUGAUAUCAUAA
Messenger RNA from Sitodiplosis mosellana (orange wheat blossom midge), 2121 nucleotides. Its product is annotated as complex I assembly factor ACAD9, mitochondrial-like. Gene Ontology annotation, molecular function: flavin adenine dinucleotide binding; acyl-CoA dehydrogenase activity. The record is from RefSeq and is a predicted model, not a curated record. Lineage: Eukaryota; Metazoa; Arthropoda; Insecta; Diptera; Cecidomyiidae. Bases 161 to 2047 code for a protein of 628 amino acids. The transcript has 6 exons.